Molecule: messenger RNA, 1011 nt
Organism: Cladophialophora psammophila CBS 110553
Lineage: Eukaryota; Fungi; Ascomycota; Eurotiomycetes; Chaetothyriales; Herpotrichiellaceae
Product: enoyl-[acyl-carrier protein] reductase I
Exons: 2
Coding region: 1-1011 (336 amino acids)
Molecular function (GO): nitronate monooxygenase activity
Source: RefSeq, a predicted model, not a curated record
AUGGCUUUCGACACACCACUUACGCGCAAGUUGGGGAUCAGGGUUCCCGUCGUCCAGGGCGGUCUCCAAUGGGUUGCAUAUGCUGAGCUUGCAGCUGCUGUCAGUAACGCUGGCGGUCUUGGAAUUAUCAACGCCCUAACCCAGCCGGAUCCAGAGCACCUACGACAGGAAAUCAGAAAGACAAGGUCGUUGACGCGGAACCCCUUUGGAGUGAACAUCACCCUAUUGCCCGCCCUCAACCCUCCCGACUAUCCCGCGUUCACUCGAGCCAUCAUCGAUGAGGGCGUCAAGAUCGUCGAGACCGCUGGGAAUAGUCCUGGUCCCGUUAUAAGAAAAUUGAAGGAGGCUGGUAUCAUUGUGAUCCACAAAGCUACCACAAUCAGACAUGCAAAGGCGGCCAUCAAACUCGGAGUAGACAUUUUGUCAAUUGAUGGGUUCGAAUGCGCUGGUCAUGUUGGAGAGUCCGACAUUGCAUCCCUCAUUUUGAACAGCCGCGCUCGUCAAGAAUUGGGCAACACUCCCUUCAUCGCGUCUGGUGGGUUUGCCGAUGGUUACGGCUUGAUGGCUGCUCUGAGCCUGGGCGCUUCGGGCAUCAACAUGGGUACUCGGUUCAUGUGUACCGUCGAGGCGCCCAUCCACGUGAAUGUCAAGGAAGCCAUUGUCAAAGGAGAUGAACAUCAGACCACGCUCAUUCUGAGGCGGUGGAAGAACACCAGCCGCAUGUAUAGCAACCAAAUGACAGCCAAGACGAUCGAAAUCGAAUCCACGAGCGAGACAGGAGAGUUUGCUGAGGUUGCUCCCGUGGUAAGCGGAGCCAAAGGCAGGGAGGUUCUUACGGGUGGUGACAUCCAACAUGGAGUGUGGUACGCCGGGCAAGUGAUGGGUUUGAUCUAUGAUAUUCCAACGUGUGCGGAACUCAUUGCACGCAUUGAGGAAGAGGCUGGCGAGGUUUUGUCCAACCUUUCGAGUUCAAUAGCGAGUCAACCACAGCCUCCCAGAAGCAAGUUAUAG